Molecule: messenger RNA, 606 nt
Organism: Guillardia theta CCMP2712
Lineage: Eukaryota; Cryptophyceae; Pyrenomonadales; Geminigeraceae
Exons: 4
Coding region: 1-606 (201 amino acids)
Biological process (GO): positive regulation of GTPase activity; endoplasmic reticulum to Golgi vesicle-mediated transport
Cellular component (GO): endoplasmic reticulum membrane
Molecular function (GO): GTPase activator activity
Source: RefSeq, a predicted model, not a curated record
AUGCAAGAGUCCUUGCGGAAAGCAGCAGUCACAGAUGGCUUCCUCAGUCCUGCAUUCAGGAGGAAGAUAUGGCCUCGCCUGCUGAGAGUCGAGGUGGACGAUUCCUGGACUUCGUCGAGUUUGGUGAAGAGGGAUCAUCGUGAGAAGAAGCAAGUCGAGUUGGACGUAGUUCGCUCGAUGCUCUACACGGACAUGAGGAAGAGGACGAGGGAGCACAGGCUGGCAGAGCUGUCGACAGUCAUCGACACCAUCCUGGCAACCAACCCGGACUUGCACUACUACCAGGGGUUCAACGACGUUUGCUCGGUGGCGAUCCUGGCGAGUCGGAGGAUGCUGAUGGUGACUUUGAAGCGACUGGCUAAGUAUCAUUUCCGCGAGGCCAUGAACAAGAGCAUCAAGCUCGAUCAACGACGAGUCAGACUUGUUCUGACGAUGAUGUGCAGACGGGACCGCAAGCUCUACGAGUGCCUCAGCGAGUGCGAAGUCGACCCGAUCUUCGCUCUCAGCUGGAUCCUGACCUGGUUCGCACAUGACCUCAAGUCCUUGGACAAGAUAGAGCGACUGUACGACUUCUUCUUGGCCAGCCAUCCCCUCAUGUCUCUGUGA